UUCGCAGCAGCAAGCGGUAUAUAAGGUGUAACGCAAGGAAAAGUGACAAAGCGCACAAAGAACAAAGUAAAAAGCCGACAAAGUUGCAAAAAAGGACAAGGGUUGUAUGCGUUUUUUCCUAGUUAUAUCUUACAAGAAUGCCAUUUUGCAAAAAUUUCUAAAUAAAUUGUAUAAAUGGAUAGCAUCAGGUGGUGAUUGCGUUGCAGUAAGCAAUUAAGCAUUUAGUUCUGCUUGCCUAUAUUGCGUUACCUUCGUCUGGAGUAAUUCAAGCAUGCCAAAUUUAAUUAAUUAUUAGAGAAUAUAACCACAUUUCAUGAACCAUUAAAAAAAUAUUUUCACAGUUCGUAUAAGCUGUGUUUUCUUAGAGUCUAAUAUUCCGGUGUUGAACAAUGACCUUUACUGUUUGCAAUCGUUGCAAACUAUAGUCUAAGCAUUAUAUCGGAACGUAUAUGAUCUUUCAUAAAAUCGAUUCUAUUAUAAAAAGCAGAAACGUUGAAAGUGGCGAUCUUCGAAUAGGCGAAUUUCAUUGUAACAAAACUUUAAAGGCCAAUAAUGCUUGAUGAGGUGAGUGCUCUAAGCUAUGGAAACAGGUUUGUCGUUUUUAGUGCGAACUCACCAAAGACGAAGUAUUUUUUAGCUCUUUGUUAACAAACAAAAAUCCUAAAAUAUUUCAGAAUAAGUGAGACAAAGUUCAGCUAUAUGCCUCAAAACCUUUAAAUGUUAUUCGAUAGACGGAAAAACCUUGCCAGUAAUAUUUUUGUUGUCUAUCUAUGCACCGUAAAAACAAUUUCACCACGUUCUUGUCUUUUCUAUUAUAAUUUUCCUUUUUCUUGCAUUUAAAGUGCACAAAAGCAACAAUCACGCACCCCAACGGCAAACCCACCGACUCAGCAUUAUUCGCUAAUAUCCGGCUUCACAAUGCAGACAUGGAUGGCACGUUUUUUCGACUCCUUUUUAACCAUUAUAUUCGUAAUUCUUCAUAUUAUAUUGAGUGCGAGCGAUUGUCUAUAGGCAAGCAAAUGAGCAGGCAUCCUGCCAGGUAAACCGGCCGAUACGAAUGAGAGGGUUGUAUGUGUAGACGAAGCAGACGCAGAAGAGAGUAGAUGAGUUGUGUACACUAGCAAUAGCUAGCUUCUAUAUUAGCCGGAGUUCACCACACAUACGCACGUGCACACGCUUACGUUUAUGUGUACGAAGUAUCACCAGCGCAAGCAAGGGAAGUAAAGCAAUAGCAGUAAAAACGUUGAACUAGACAGUUGCCCAGUGGCUGUAAGGCAAAGUUGACUGCGAUUUUUACGUUGCUUUAAUGUCGCGGAGUUUUCAUUUACCAUACAUAAAUAUACUUUUUAUACACAAAAACUUUAUGCACUAAUUUAAAAUAAUUCUAAAUUAGCUUAAGCAUAACUCAAGUAUGGUAAAAGAAAAUAGAUUAUUGAAAUAUCAUUACUAAGUGUAUUUAGCGGUGGAUUUGUUAACUUAAGCAGGAAGAGUUUUCCCAAGUUCAACGUAUACCAAGUGGAUACAAAAGUGUUACCAGUAAUAUAAUAAAUUUGAAAGCACAGCUAAGAAUUAAGUGCUAGGAACGUGUAUAAGCAACGCAAAGUUGUUGCAGUUUGUAUAUAAAAAGCUGCUAAAAGCCGCUGCUAUAACUAAAACUUCUAAAACUAGGCUAAUUUUAUUGUUAGAACAGCGUACGUCAUAAAGUAGGCUAAAAAUUUGUGUUAUAUUGCAUUAUAUUUGUAGUGGUAUGCCUUAGCCAUGUGCUGCGCUCAAUUUAUUAUAUUAUUGUUAUAAUUUAAUACGAAAUAUAUAAUUUUAAAUAUAAUUAAAGAUCGCAAAAUUUACAACAAAAAUUUAAUUAAUAAAUUUAGCUCGAGUAGUGUAUCUUGCACACGCCUUCCACAAUACUAACUGCUAACAUUUUACAAAAUUAAUAGAAACAUAUGAAAGUUAUAGUUCAAAAUUCAAUUACAGAAACAAAAUUCGCUCACUCACUGCCAGCGGAAUAUAUCAAUUAAAAUAGGUAAAUACAACAAAAAUUGCUUAGCAUACAUACAGAUGUAUAUAUGUAUGUGUAAAAAGGUCAUUCCUAAUAAGUGACCAUAAAUUGAAGUGAAAGAAUUGGCCAGCAAUGCAAAAAGGAAAAUUUCAACACAGCUGAGCACGAGGUAUGGCCACCUGCGGCUGCUUGUCAUGCUCGUAAAUAUGUCAAUCGAGUCCACCAACAACUUUAACAACAAUAUGAAAUCACUGAAUACAUUGCCUAAGUGUAGUUAGCUUACAUACAUGCAUAUGCAGAGUAAGCGCUAUGCUCAAAGUAAACCUAAGUGUAGUUAAAACGAAAAAAAAAUUAAUGGAAUAGAUAUUAGUAAAGCAAUACAUAAUAUAAUAUAAUAACAAUAAUAGUAUAAAAUGCCAGCGCAGCCAUAGCAACUCAAAUACAAAAACGCUGUUACUACAUGUAAGUCUUAGAUGCAUAGCGCUACUAAAACUUAUAACAAAUACAUAGAAAAAGUAUACAAACAAAAUAUAAUUUUAAAAACUACAUAAAAGUCCAACUGAUUGAAAGGAAAAAACGUGCAGAUAUAGUAUAACGAUGUUCAACACAAAAGACACACUGCACGUUGGGUCUUACCUUCGCUAUGGCGCACAAAGUGGUAGUCGCGGUUUAGCCGCUGCAGCUGCAUCCACAUUUGGACGUGGCAGCGCUGCCAGUAGUGGGCGCAAUAGCGCUUGCAGUUCGGGCAGCAUUUCACCCAUACCGAAUAUUGCGAUCAGCACUGGCGAUGAGUCGUCGGAGUCGGAAAUCGAAACGGAGCCGGCGCGUAUCUUCCAUCGACGCCUUUCAACGAAAAGAAAUAUUAAUGCGGCGGCCACAAUCAAAGAGGGUUUCCUGUUAAAACAGAUAUGGUCAUUUCAGCGUUGGCGUCGUCGCUAUUUCCGCUUGAAACAAAAUAAAUUAUAUUACGCAAAGGAUAUUAAGCUAAAACUAAUAUUUCUAGCUCAAACGUAUUUGCUUGCAUUUUAAACUACAAUACUAUUACUAAUAUUAAGUUUUGAAUAAUUAAAUACAUUUUUUAAUUUUCUUAAUAUUCCGUGGUAAUUAAAAGAUAUAUACAAACAUGACUUAUUUAUAAAAAUAUUUGAUAUAA
Bactrocera oleae (olive fruit fly) is the source of this 3152-nucleotide messenger RNA. NCBI's taxonomy places the organism in Eukaryota, Metazoa, Arthropoda, Insecta, Diptera, Tephritidae. The record is from RefSeq and is a predicted model, not a curated record.